GUCUUUCAUCAAAAGCGGACAAACCCAACAUUUUUCUCGAGCUUCCCUCACAAUUUACAACCUUCAAUCCUUCUUUUAAAAGUUUCGUUGAUCUUUAGCAAAUAUCGGACUGUUCCUCUCUUUCUUCUUUAUUUUACAUUUCACAAGCAAAGCAUACACAAUGGCCGACACUGUUAUCAAACCAGAGGAGUCGGGCAAUGCUGGGUAAGUUGGUUUAUUUACAUCUACCUACUUCACUCAAGGUCUUUCUCUUCAACCAAGCUUCUUACACAUGCGAAAUAUACACAUUAAGAAGGCCGAUAUGAGUCCCUUGAGCUCUGAUGAAAUUCUUACUUCUCAUUCUUCAUCCAGACAUCCCAAUCCGGUGUGAUCCGAGUUAUUACUGAUUGCGCUUGCCCCACUACAGAUCUCUCGAGCUGAAAGACAACACUGUUAUCAUUGUUUUGGGGGCAUCUGGUGAUCUUGCAAAGAAGAAGACUGUAAGGAAACUUGUAUCAACUGCGUCUUUUCUCUCUCUAACAUACAUGAUAAUAGUUCCCAGCUCUUUUCGGUCUCGUAAGUGGUGCAAGAUGCAUCUAACUAAGGAAUUCAGUAUUAAUACCACUACAGUACCGUAACCAGUUCCUUCCAAAAGAUGUCAGAAUCAUUGGAUAUGCGCGAACAAAGAUGGACCACGAGGAAUAUAUUAAGAGAGUCAGAUCAUAUAUCAAGACUCCCACCAAAGAUAUGGAACAGCAACUUCAAGAAUUCUGCGACAUCUGCACAUACAUUUCUGGGCAAUACGAUAAGCCAGAGGGCUUUAUCGAGUUACGAAAACACUGCGAGGGGUUUGAGAAAGGAAGAACAGAAGCCAACAGAAUCUUCUACAUGGCUUUACCUCCGUCUGUUUUCACUACUGUUUCGCAACAAUUGAAAGCAAAUGCCUACCCAGAAACUGGUGUUGCAAGAAUCAUUGUACGAUUUCGAAUCCCCACACUUGAUUGACGAUUGCUAAUAACUCCUAGGUUGAGAAGCCAUUUGGAAAGGAUUUGGGAAGUUCCCGCGAGUUGCAAAAGGCAUUGGAGCCAAACUGGAAGGAAGAUGAGAUUUUCCGUAUUGAUCAUUACCUUGGAAAGGAAAUGGUUAAGAACAUUUUGAUUUUGAGAUUUGGUAACGAAUUUUUUGGUGCUACAUGGAACAGAAAUCACAUUGAUAAUGUUCAAAUUACAUUCAAGGAGCCUUUUGGAACUGAAGGCCGAGGAGGUUAUUUUGAUGAAUUCGGCAUCAUUCGAGAUGUUAUGCAAAACCAUCUUCUACAAGUCCUCACCCUCCUCGCCAUGGAAAGACCAAUUUCAUUCUCUGCUGAGGAUGUUCGAGACGAAAAGGUUAGAGUCCUCCGUGCUAUCCCAGCAAUCGAACCAAAGAAUGUCAUCAUUGGUCAAUAUGGCAAAUCUUUAGAUGGAAACAAGCCUUCUUACAAGGAAGAUGACACAGUACCAAAGGAUUCAAGAUGCCCAACGUUCUGUGCUAUGGUCGCAUAUAUCAAGAACGAGCGAUGGGAUGGUGUACCAUUUAUCAUGAAGGCUGGUAAGGCUCUUAACGAACAAAAGACCGAGAUCAGAAUUCAAUUUAAGGAUGUCACCUCUGGUAUCUUCAAAGAUAUCCCAAGAAACGAGCUUGUCAUGCGCAUUCAACCAAACGAGAGUGUUUAUAUUAAGAUGAACUCCAAGUUGCCAGGUUUGAGCAUGCAAACUGUCGUUACCGAACUCGAUUUAACUUACCGCCGCCGAUUCUCGGAUCUUAAGAUCCCAGAAGCAUACGAAUCUCUCAUUCUUGAUGCUCUUAAGGGUGAUCACUCCAACUUUGUUCGUGAUGAUGAACUUGAUGCAAGUUGGAGAAUUUUCACACCACUCUUACAUUACCUUGAUGACAACAAGGAGAUUAUUCCUAUGGAAUAUCCAUACGGUAAGAAAUUUUGACAUAACCUCUCCUCUACUGACCCAACAUAAAAACUAAUGACAUAAUAGGCUCUCGUGGACCUGCCGUCUUGGAUGACUUCACAUCUUCUUACGGUUAUAAGUUCAGUGACGCAGCUGGUUAUCAAUGGCCAACUACACAAACCGCUCCUAACAAGCUCUGAAAUGGUGGUUAGUGGGCGCUACACGACAAACUAGAUACCUGGUAGGAAGGCAUGAAAUUGAUAGAUAGAUACGAUUAUUCAUGAAGGAUUUCCAUACACAUGUUUGGAUGGUGGUUUUUCUCAUAUUUGUGAUAGCUAAAUGAAAGCUUCUUUUACAAAAUAAAAUAAGAUA
This is a messenger RNA of Sclerotinia trifoliorum, 2291 nucleotides long. The record is from the annotation of a GenBank genome assembly. NCBI's taxonomy places the organism in Eukaryota, Fungi, Ascomycota, Leotiomycetes, Helotiales, Sclerotiniaceae.